CCCCCCCCGCCUCCGCUCCCACCAGCCGCAGCCUUUGGGCCACCCCUGGUACCGCCGGGCAGCAGUGCAGGGCCGCUCCCGGGCAUGCCAUGUAAACCGGGUGCUGACGCAGCCAAAGUGUACGGUGGCUUCCAGCUGCUGCCGGCUUCUGAUGGGCAAUUUGCCUUCCUCAUCCCCAGCACCGCCUUUGCUCCUGGUGGUGCUGUGCUGCCCCUGUAUGGUGGCCCACCCACGGCUGCCACCGCUGCCUCGCCGCCCCGCCCGCCACCCGGCACAGCUGACUCGGUCUGGAGACCCUGGUAA
Messenger RNA from Pterocles gutturalis (yellow-throated sandgrouse), 303 nucleotides. It is a transcript of the gene HES1, whose product is annotated as hes family bHLH transcription factor 1. The transcript has a single exon. NCBI's taxonomy places the organism in Eukaryota, Metazoa, Chordata, Aves, Pterocliformes, Pteroclidae. The annotation marks the transcript as partial. The record is from RefSeq and is a predicted model, not a curated record.